AUGGCUACAAUACACACGUAUCGUUCGUCCCCUAAAUCCAUUCAAUCAAUAGUGAUCGUCCUAUUCUUGCUCUUAGUAGCGUACAUAUUUUUCAACGGUAAUGGUAGAAAGAAAAAGACGAAAGGUUCAAAAUCGUCCGCUGGGGAGGAUCUGGAAAGUGGUAGACAUACUUCCCGCAGUCGUAGAGGAUCAGAGAAUUCGAGCGAUGAGAAUGGUAUAGACCGAGAAAACAGGCGGAAAAGAGAGAAGAGGGAUAGACGGAAGGGCAAAGGUGGUAAAUCGAAUAGCGACGCUCCCAGUCAAACGGGUGGUGAUCGAUCUUCCGACGAUGGGAAGAAGAAGAAGAAGAAGAAGAAGGACAAGAAAUCCAAAGAAUGGGACAAACCACCUUCCGAACCACCUAUUUCAGCUGCACCAGACCACCGGACGGCUACACCCUCAAAAUCAGCUUUUAGACAAAGACGACCGGACGACAGUCUUCCACCUACGCCAAAUACUCAGAACGGGAAUAGAAUCAGAUGGGUAGAUGAGGAGAACAAUCUGAAAUCACCUGUAACUAAACAUUUCAGGAAGUGGGGAGAUUUCAUGGGCUUGACAGAAGAUACUAACAAAGGAAUUUUUCAGAAUGCCACUCAGAAGGAGGAUAAAGCGGGUAAAAAAUUGCCCUUCCCUUCCAGGUGGUCAUCUGAGCAAAUCAUUCGACAACAAGCGGAAAAUGAACAAAAAGGUGUAGCAACGGAUGAAAAAUUGCAAAUACCAGAAAAUAUCCUGCAGAUGAUGCAUCAAGUUGAGAAGAUCUCACAAGCGAAACCAUCUGAUGCAAGAUUAUGGGAAUUAGCGUUACAAGAUUCAUGGGAUGACGAUUUCGGAAGUUUACCUAAAGUCGCUAUGACAGUCAUGAAAGAACUAUGUCGAUUCAUUGGGAGAAAGGAAAUAGCCGCGAUCGAAGCGAAGAUGAAUCAAAGGGUUAAAAAGAAAGCCAAGUUUGAUAAAAGUAGGAAGUUCAAGAAUUUCGUUGCGAGUCUAGAAGUUGAUCAGGAUACACCCGAAUUUCCGUAUAAAUUCAUCUUGGGAUGGUAUCUAGAUACUUUCAGAGCCAAAGCUUAUGCAUCUAGAAUGAUCAUUGAUAACAAGACUACACCGAUGACCACCGAUUCCAACAUCGCUAGAGCAUCUUUCAUCUUAGGUUGGCUUGAAUAUAUAGGUGAAUUGAAUAAAGCUCAAAGGUUGUUUGUGGGUUGGGACUUAUCUGGUUUGACCCUCCGAGCUCAAGCUAUGAAAGAGAAUGGUACUCAUUAUCGGCUUGACGUGACGAUUUUCUUACCCUGUGAAUUGGAAGAUCCGGCUGAAUGGGCUCAGAGGUUCCAACAAUCAUGUAUGGCAUUCCGACAUUUUCAUUCAGAGAUGGUACGACAGUUCAACAAUACCUCGAACGAUUUCAUGGAUGGAAGCGCUUUCAAACGACGUCGAUUGAUUUUCCGUCCCGGGUGGAUAACCAAGGGAGUAGAUAUUAACAAAUCAUCUGAUCCCACACCUGAUCAAUCCGUCGCUCAACGUACUUUGAUUCGACGAAAUCCCAAAGUCAUUGAUAUCUCCUCUCAAAACGACGUAGAAGGCGAUUCAAGAUUACAGGGUCUCAUGAAAUAUGCAGGGUUAGAUUCGACCAAGAAAAUGAUGAGUCAAUUGGCACCUGGAGAAGUGAUCUUCCAAGAUAUAAGACAAUUUCAAUGGGAUAAAAAUAGCUUGACCCCUCGGAAUAAUUCCUUGACGCCUGAGAAUUUCUGGUUAGCAUAUCAAAUUGCAGGAGAUCGAUUACAGCAUGAAAUGGAAGUUGAUGAUACUUUCUUACCUAGAACGAUGUAUGAUUUUAUACGUUCCCUAGAUCUCGGAAAUUAUAUACCUUUUCAUCGAAUACAUUCUGAAAGAAAGUUCUUACAGAUAAAUGGAUUUCCAGCAUUGGAAUUAUUGAUAUUAUCUUAUAUCCCCCUUGGACAAGACGGAUCAACAAUUGAUUUAAUCCUGGAUCCGAGAUUUGCUUUGACACGAGAGUUGGAGAAUGACAAGAAACCUACAAGACAUUUAGAUAGACAACCAAUAAGGUUGAAAUUGUUCAUCGCCAUUUCCGAUAUACGACUAAUGGAGAAUAUACAAUCUGACUUGGAUAGGUUUUUCGCUACUUUAGCUAACAAAUACCUCAAAGAGGGAAUGAGAAAAUCACGAAUCAGAGAUACGAUUAGAGGGAUGGUAUAUAGAGUUCUGGAUAACGUUUAUGUGGUUGAUGAGAGUCAGGCUAGUAUGGCUCAGGAAGGUAGAUUACCGAAAGGUAUGAGAUUAGGAUAUGAACCGAACUUCCCCAACGAAUUGAUUAGUGAUGAUACACCGGACGAAGGUAAGAAUAGUAACCCAUUUAGAUCGCCUAUUACACCUACUGCAUCAGCACCCUAUCCCCCUCAAUCACCAUAUGGUAGUAGACCAUCCCCAUUCUUAUCUCACCCUUCUCCCGGAAUACAACGACCACUUGCACCAGGUCCACAAAAUGGUCAAGGUCCAUUUAAUCCUCCACCAUCACCUUACAUUCCGAACGGGACAAGAACUCCAACCACCCGACCACCGGUACAGUUCACUGAUCCCCGACGAGCCGAGGCCGCCGCGGAAGAAGCUAGACGAAGGGCUCAAGAGAAUGCUCAAUUGUCGCCAUCUGCACCUGCACCUGCACCCGGGCCACCCACUGCUUCGAAUUAUAGACCUCCUUCGGUAGCUGAUGCUGAUGAUGAAGAGGACGAACCUCUGCCGCAGGGGAGAUUUGGAAAUUUGAGAAACGCUGAUGGGAAUGUAUCGAGGAGUGGAUCAGGGGAGAAAGGACCUGAGACGUUGAUUUAG
This is a messenger RNA of Kwoniella mangroviensis CBS 8507, 2880 nucleotides long. RefSeq lists its product as uncharacterized. The coding region runs from base 1 to 2880 and encodes 959 amino acids. The transcript has a single exon. NCBI's taxonomy places the organism in Eukaryota, Fungi, Basidiomycota, Tremellomycetes, Tremellales, Cryptococcaceae. The record is from RefSeq and is a predicted model, not a curated record.